ACACCUCUGGAAAAGUGGUACUCGUGGCCUCUGCGGCACUUGGAGCCUUAUUUCUUACCCAUCCUGUCUGAUGCCUGCAGGAUUGUCCUCAUGUGGAAAUUUGGGGGCAUCUACAUUGUGCUUAAGAACUUGCAGAACCUCACCAAUGCCCUUGGGAUCCAGUGUGAGGAUGAACUGAAUGGGGCCUUUCUGUCCUUUGAGCCUAAGCACAAGUUCAUGGAGCUUUGCAUGCAGGACUUUGUGGAGAAUUACAACAGCUGGAUCUGGGGGCACCAGGGCCCACAGCUCCUAACACGUGUCUUCAAGAAGUGGUGCUCCAUCAGGACUAUCCAGAGCAUGAGCUGCAAAGGUGUGAAUGCUCUUGCCCCAGAAGCCAUUUAUCCCAUUCCCUGGCAGGACUGGAAGAAGCUAUUUGAAGCAAUCAGCUCCCUGAAGUUUCAUAAACUCCUUAAGAACACCUAUGCUGUGCACGUCUGGAACAAAAUGAGCAAAGGGACCAGACUAAACAUCUUCUCCCAGACUCUGCUGGCUCAGCUCUAUUCUGAGUUCUGCCCUGCCACCUAUGCCAAGAUGAAGGGGGACCCUGAAGGGCAUUCAAGACCUGCAAUGUGA
Molecule: messenger RNA, 612 nt
Organism: Acanthisitta chloris (rifleman)
Lineage: Eukaryota; Metazoa; Chordata; Aves; Passeriformes; Acanthisittidae
Product: lactosylceramide 4-alpha-galactosyltransferase-like
Biological process (GO): protein O-linked glycosylation
Molecular function (GO): acetylglucosaminyltransferase activity
Source: RefSeq, a predicted model, not a curated record